Messenger RNA from Vanessa atalanta (red admiral), 3605 nucleotides. RefSeq names its product probable phospholipid-transporting ATPase IIB. Lineage: Eukaryota; Metazoa; Arthropoda; Insecta; Lepidoptera; Nymphalidae. Gene Ontology annotation, molecular function: ATP binding; ATPase-coupled intramembrane lipid carrier activity; magnesium ion binding. Gene Ontology annotation, cellular component: trans-Golgi network; endosome; plasma membrane. The record is from RefSeq and is a predicted model, not a curated record. The coding region runs from base 127 to 3315 and encodes 1062 amino acids. Gene Ontology annotation, biological process: endocytosis; retrograde vesicle-mediated transport, Golgi to endoplasmic reticulum; phospholipid translocation. The transcript is spliced from 19 exons.
UUUGUAUGUUGUCAAAUGAGUAGUUGAUACGGUGGUGUUUUUAUACAAAGCAAAGAAUAAAUAUUUUAAAUUCAAUUAAUAUAAUGUAUAUUGAUAUAAAAUAAAAAAUUAUAUAUCAUAUGAAUUAUGGAGACUACUCCGCUUUUGGCACGGCCUAAAAAGAAAUCAAUAUGGUCUAGAUUCAACUUCUCGAGGUUUCGUAAACGUGAAUUAUGUUCGAGAGUAAUUUACUUAGGACAAUUGCCUGAAGAAGAAUAUCCUGCCAACUAUGUUUGUAAUCAGAAAUACAACAUCAUCACAUUCCUUCCAAUUGUUCUGUUUGAACAGUUCAGGUUUUUCUUGAAUCUAUAUUUCUUGGUGAUGGCCGUUAGCCAGUUCAUUCCCAGUAUUAGAAUUGGAUACUUGUAUACUUAUUGGGGACCUCUAUGUUUUGUCCUCGCUGUCACACUCUUCAGAGAAGCUAUUGAUGACUUUAGAAGAUACAGACGAGAUAAGGAAGUAAACAGGCAGCGAUAUGAACGCAUAGUAUUAGACUCCGAUAUAAAUGGAUACCGUCCAUUCAUCACAGAACAUGUUCCUGCAUCAAAACUGCGUGUUGGUGACAUUGUAAUGCUCCACAAAGGGCAGCGAGUACCCGCUGACAUGAUUUUACUUCGAACUAAUGAGACUAUGGGAACAGUUUUUAUAAGAACUGAUCAGCUUGAUGGUGAAAUAGAUUGGAAAUUAAGAAUACCACUGCCAUCGACACAAAAACUUCCGACCGACGCUCAUUUACUCGACAUAAAUGCCCAACUAUUCGUCGAGAAGCCAGAGAAAGAUAUACAUUCGUUUAUCGGCACGUGCACCCGCUUGGACGAAGAGGAGAGCGACUCCCUGGACAUCGAGAACACGCUGUGGAGCGGCUGCGUCGUGGCCUCGGGACAAGCUACCGGACUUGUUAUUUACACAGGUAGUGAGACUCGUAGUGUUAUGAACAACGCUACACCUCGUUCAAAAGUCGGCCGGUUAGAUCUACAAAUCAACGACUUCACGAAGGUGUUGUUCGUGGCCACGAUGUUCAUAUCUCUACUACUUAUCGUGCUGAAGGGGUUCGACGGGCCGUGGUACUGGUUCAUGUUUAGAUUCGUACUUCUCUUCUCAUAUAUCAUACCUAUAAGCCUGAGAGUUAAUUUAGACAUGGGCAAGGCGUUCUACUCCUGGACGAUCCAACGUGAUAAAAAUAUUGAAGGCACCGUCAUGCGUUCCACCACCAUACCCGAGGAGCUCGGCCGGAUACAGUAUCUGCUGGCAGAUAAAACAGGAACAUUGACUAAAAAUGAAAUGGUCUUCCAGAAACUUCACCUCGGAAACGCCCUUUUUGAUAAGAAUAAUUUUUACGAGGUGGAAGCGUUCCUAACACAACACAUCACCAACGACGCGCCGCCGCAGCCCGCGUCGCCGCCGGCGGGGGGCGCGGGGGGCGCGGCGGGCGCGGGGGGCGCGGCGCCCGCGCCGCGGCAGGUGUGGCAAGCGGUGCUCGCGCUGGCGCUGUGCCACAACGUCACGCCCGUGUACGACGUGGACGACCAGCGGGCGGACGAGGCGCAGUCGGAUAUGGGCAGUUCCGUAAUGUCCGAGAGUUGCGGCGGAGCAGUUCCGCAGCAACAGCUGUGCGACUAUCAAGCGGCCAGUCCGGACGAAGUUGCACUUGUCAAGUGGACUGAUAUGAUGGGCGUGUCGCUCUACAGACGUGACUUGCACAACAUAUCGCUGAAACUUCGUGCCGCCAACGAGAUCGUAUCCUACAACAUUCUGCAGCUGUUCCCCUUCACCAGCGAGAGCAAAAUGAUGGGUAUCAUUGUUCAGGAAGAAAACUCUCAAGCAAUAACUUACUACGUAAAAGGGGCUGACGUGGCACUGUCCAAGCUACUGAACUCAUCCUGGCUGUCGGCGGAGUGCACGAAGCUAGCAGCCGAAGGUCUUCGCACGCUGGUCGUCGCCAAGAAGACUCUCACCAAGAACGAAUACUUGGAGUUUGAGAGCGAGUACAAGGAGGCGCGGCUGAGCGUGACGGCGCGCGCCGAGCGCACGGCGGCGUGCGUGGCGCGGCUGCAGCGCGGCCUGGCGCUGCUGGCGCUCACGGGCGUGGAGGACCGCCUGGCCGAGCGCGUGCCGCAGACGCUGGCGCAGCUGCGCGCCGCCGGCGUCAAGAUCUGGAUGCUGACGGGCGACAAGCUGGAGACGGCGCUGUGCAUCGCGCGCUCGCUGCAGCUCGGCGGCGGCGCGCGCUGGCUGGCGGCGCCCGAGUGCGCCUCGCGCCGCGCCGCCUACGCGCUGCUCGACUCGCUGGCCGCCGACGCCGACCGCACCGACCUCAUCCUCGAGGGGGAGACGCUCGAGGUAUGUCUUCGGUCGUACGAGGAGGAAUUCGUGGAGUUGCUGUGCAAGUGUUCGGGGGUGGUGGUGGCGCGUUGCUCGCCCACACAGAAGGCUCGUGUGGCGCGGUUGUUGCGCGCACGAGGGCUCGUCGUGGCCGCCGUGGGAGAUGGUGGGAACGACGUUGCCAUGAUACAGGAAGCGGACAUGGGCGUGGGCAUCGCGGGCGCGGAGGGCCGCGCGGCGUCGCUGGCGGGCGACGUGAGCGUGCGCGCCUUCGCGAGCCUGUCGCGCCUGCUGCUGCUGCACGGCCGCCGCUCGCUCAUGCGCUCCGCCGCGCUCUGCCUCUUCAUCGUGCACCGCGGCCUCAUCGUCUCCACCAUGCAGGCUGUGUUCUCCGUAGUAUUUUACUUUUCGUCAGUAUCACUCUACCCAGGAUUCCUUAUGGUCGGUUAUGGAACAGUUUUCACCAUGCUGCCAGUAUUUUCAUUAGUAUUGGAUAAGGAUAUAUCAAGUACAACAGCACUGAGGUACCCACAACUAUACAAACAAUUGACGAAAGGACGACAACUAUCGUACAAAACGUUUUACAUAUGGAUCGGAAUAUCUAUUUAUCAAGGAGGUGUGAUAAUGUACGGAGCGCUGGUCCUAUUCGAAGAGCAGCUAAUCCACAUCGUAGAGAUCAGCUACACGGCGCUUAUCCUGACGGAGCUGAUCAUGGUGGCGCUGACCGUGGACACCUGGCACCGCCUCAUGAUCCUCGCGGAACUGAUCAGUCUUCUCAUGUACACCGCCACGCUGCUCAUCUUUACCACCUACUUUGACGCAGAUUUCAUAAGACACUGGGACUUUUGGUGGAAAGUAACAACGAUAACGCUCGUGUCCUGCUUGCCGCUGUACAUCGUCAAGCACAUGCACCGGAAGUGGAGCAACCGCCAGUACAAAGACAUACAGAAAUAACGUAACUAUUAUUAUUAGUCAUUUAUAGGUAACAUUUUGAACAAAUUAGUCUUACAUUUCUUUCCUUGUAUUGUAUGUAUGUUAGGGUGAUAACUGUUGAACAAACCCACAUCGAUACACGGUCGAUCGAUGUCUGAUCGACGUUUUAUAGAACAGUAUCUGUUGAUCAGCCAAAGCUACUAUAACCUAUUCCAAUCAAAGUAGGAAUAAAGUUAAACAAACCAUAGAAUAACAAAUUUCAUACGAUUUGCGAAUAACUCAGCGAUAUUGUGCACUACUAAGAGUUUAUA